AUGUACGUGACCGCGACACAAGUGAAAAUCGCGUCGAUAUUAACGAUAGGAAUCGGUAGUUUCAUCGUUAGCAUUGUACCAGCUUGUUUCGUAUCGCGUAUAAGAGAUUUUCAAGAAAAGUUAUUACUUUCCUGUGUAUUAUGUUUUGGCGGAGGUGUCUUAUUAGCAACUUCGAUACUUCACAUGUUGCCAGAAGUAAGAGAAUCUUUACCAAAAUACGGAGAACUUGCUAUCACAUGUGGAUUUCUUUUACUUUAUUUCGUUGACGAGUGUGUUCAUUAUUUUUGGGGUAGGAAUAUCGAUCAUUCGUCAAACUCACAUAAUCAUGCCCACGGAGGUAGACAUUUUCAAGAUCGUCGAGAAAAUCAGCGUUCCCAUUUUCAUCAGAUUGGUUACAAUGUGGGUAACCAAAAUGUGAGAGGCGUUAGUUCAAACGAUAUUAAAACGACAACGAAGUAUCAAUCGAAUUUACGGGGGACCAAUGAAUUUCCAAAUUGGAGAUCAAGUUAUUACGGAUCGAUGCAAUACGUACCAAAUGCACCUGCGGCUUCACCUUGUCACGAGGAGUUGACAUUUUUAUGUCAUGGCUCUCAUUCCGAACCUUGUUCAGAUGCCAACGUGGGUCCAGUAGGUCUUUUGCUGGCUCUCACUAUUCAUUCGAUUUUAGAGGGACUGGCUAUUGGCUUGCAAAAAAAGCCAGCCGAGGUUUUACUUUUUGUAGUGGCGGUGGCAUCCCAUAAGUUUAUCGUUGGAUUUUGUAUGGGUUUGGAAUUAAUGGGUACUGGUAGUUCCAAAUGUAAACUUGCUUUAGCGAGUUUAGUAUUCUCCAUUAGUUCGGUCAUAGGAAUAGGAAUUGGUAUGUUUACAUCACAGGAAAAUGCAUCUUGGUCUCGAAUAUUGUUACCGAUUUUGCAAGGAUUAGCAGGAGGAACGUUACUUUACGUUACCGUCAGCGAAGUUUUGCCACGAGAAAGAGCAAGGUGGCACAAAAGUUCACGUCGUUCAGCCGGUAUUUUUCAAUUUUUUUCAACUACAACCGGAUUUUUACUUAUCUUUCUUCUAAAUACUUAUAUCAGUACUUGA
Polistes dominula (European paper wasp) is the source of this 1083-nucleotide messenger RNA. RefSeq names its product Zinc/iron regulated transporter-related protein 88E (gene Zip88E). Gene Ontology annotation, molecular function: zinc ion transmembrane transporter activity. The record is from RefSeq and is a predicted model, not a curated record. Gene Ontology annotation, biological process: zinc ion transmembrane transport. Lineage: Eukaryota; Metazoa; Arthropoda; Insecta; Hymenoptera; Vespidae. Gene Ontology annotation, cellular component: plasma membrane.